UGUCACGAAACCCUAAAAGUCUUCAUAACAAUCGCUCUUCCCAUUUCUUUCUUCUCGCCAAAUCUCCGAGGUGCAGAUACAAAGCCACCACCGUCUUCAUCAUCGGUGACUGCCAUCACCAUCGCCGACCACCGCCGCACUUUCACUACCUUACACCUCCACCAUCGCAGACCACCAAACGGAGCUACCAUCACCAUACUCCUCGGAUUUUCUCCAUCUCCAGCAAUAUUCGAUUUCUUUCGGACCGAUCCGUCCAGCUUUGACCGUUCCUGAGCCGUUGACUGAGCCGAGUUCGGCGGCUGAGUGAUAUAUAAUUGAACCUUACGCCUCUGGAUGAACUUUGUAAUUAACAGCAGGCAAUAGCAAGGGGAGAAUUUUCAACUCAUACCCAUCAAAAGAAGGUGGUCCUUACUCUUAGGACAGCAGAGAAAAGGAGUUAAAAUUCAGGUUAAAGACUGCCGUGGAACUUGGUGUGAUGGAGAUAUCAUUGCUAAAAGUGCUUCUGAAAAAUAUUUCUAGUUUCUUGCAUAUGCCAUCUCUUGAAAACACAACUUCUGGGAUUGUUGAAAAGUACUACAAAAAGAUUGAAGAAAUACUCAAGUUAAUUAAGCCAGUACUUGAGUCUAUCGCUGAUGCAGAAGUGGCUACUGAUGAAUCAUUUCAGAAAGAAUUUGCAGUCUUAAGUGAGUGUGUUGCUGAACUCAAGGAACUUCUCGAAGAUUGUCAUCCUUUGAUGAGUAAAGUUUACUUUGUUAUGCAAGUUGAAUCAUUGUUCGCAAAGGUCCGGGCUCAAAGCUUAGAACUUUUUGAGCUGCUAAAAUCUUCACCUGGUCUUCCUACUGAUUUGAGUUCUGCUUCACUUGAGCAUUGUAUACAGAAAAUCAAGCAUAUGGGUUAUGAAAAAGCAUCGGCUAUUGUUUCAAAAGCUAUGAGAGACCUAGCAGAAGGGCCUGGACCCAACGCAGAUAGCAGGUCAAAGAUUGCUGAUUUUCUUAGUUUGAGGUCUAAUCAAGAGCUUUUAAUUGAGGCAGUUGCCCUAGAAAAGUUGAAAGAAAAUGCUGAACAAGCAGAAAAGAUGGGAGAUUUAGAGUAUAUUGAGGAAAUGAUUGCUCUUGUUACCCACAUGAAUGAUUGUUUAAUUGAGGCCAAACAGUCAGAAAGCUCCAACCCAGUACCAAUACCUCCUGACUUUUGUUGCCCUCUAUCCCUUGAACUCAUGACAGACCCUGUUAUUGUAGCUUCUGGUCAAACAUAUGAAAGGGGGUAUAUUCGUAAAUGGCUUGAUCUUGGACUUACUGUUUGCCCUAAAACAAUGCAAACACUUGCCCACACCAAUCUUAUUCCGAAUUAUACCGUGAAGGCACUUAUUGCAAAUUGGUGUGAAUCAAACAACAUUAAGCUACCGGACCCUGUGAAAUCCAUGAUUUCAAGUCAACCAAAGUCACCCGAUUCAGUGCGAAGCAUAGGUUCACCCGGGAAAAGCUUAAUCUCAUCUAGUGGGACCUAUCAGGAAGGAACUUUUCCAGUGCAUCAUGUCCAGUCAUCUUCAGAGGAUUCCUUGCAGGGACUGCCCGAAAACAGACAUGUGUUGGCUGAAUCUGAAGAUCAGAUCCUGGAUUCAGGUGGACAGUCAUCGUACGGUGUUAGGAUAAAUGAAAAGUUACCCGAGGGUCACCAGAGAACGGUAUCAACUUCCAGCACACAUUCCAACACUAAUAUUUCACAAGACUUUUCUCUUGAAGCAAAUGAGGAGUCGGCGCCGAAUGUGGCAACAGCCUUCAGUAGUGAUGCUUCAGGAGAGGUAGCACCUGAUGCACAACCUGCCGCCACUACCCCGACCACCCAACGAAGAGACCAUGAAUUCUCACCACGGUUUGAAACGCGACCCAGAAACCAAUUAUGGCGUAGACCAUCAGAAAGGUUUGGACCGAGAAUCGUUUCUUCACCUACGACCGCAACUAGACCUGAUCUUACUGGAGUAGAAACCCAAGUUAAAAAACUGGUAGAAGAUUUGAGUAACAGUUCACUUGAUGUAGUAAGGGAUGCCACAGGUGAACUCAGGUUACUUGCUAGACAUAACAUGGAUAACCGAAUUGUUAUAGCAAACUGUGGGGCUAUCAGUUUAUUAAUUGACCUACUCCAUUCAGCGGAUGAAAAAGUCCAGGAAAAUGCCGUUACUGCCCUCUUAAAUUUAUCGAUAAAUGAUAACAACAAAACAGCGAUUGCAAAUGCUGAUGCAAUUGAACCACUGAUACAUGUUUUAGAAACAGGGAGCUCUGAGGCUAAAGAAAACUCUGCCGCAACUCUUUUUAGUCUCUCGGUUAUUGAAGACAACAAAGUUAGAAUCGGGAGGUCAGGAGCAAUUAGACCGUUGGUUGAUUUAUUGGGAAAUGGAACUCCAAGAGGAAAAAAAGAUGCGGCAACUGCUUUAUUUAACUUGUCAAUAUUUCAUGAAAACAAGGCCCGUAUUGUGCAAGCGGGUGCGGUUAGGUACCUUGUUGAAUUAAUGGAUCCUGCAGCUGGGAUGGUUGAUAAGGCCGUCGCUGUUUUGUCAAAUCUUGCAACUAUUCCCGAGGGGAGAGCUGCUAUCGGUCAGGAGGGUGGUAUUCCGGUUCUAGUUGAAGUUGUUGAGCUGGGUUCAGCUAGAGGGAAGGAGAAUGCUGCUGCUGCUCUUCUACAGCUCUGUACCAACAGCAGCCGGUUUUGCAAUAUGGUCCUCCAGGAGGGUGCUGUCCCCCCAUUGGUCGCUUUGUCACAGUCUGGUACCCCGAGAGCCAAGGAAAAGGCUCAGUCAUUGCUUAGCUACUUUAGAAACCAACGACAUGGUAAUGGUGGGAGAGGAUGAUGAGAGACAUAUUGACAUUGAGUCAUGGUUGGUCGUUUUUAGCUAUUUUAAAGUGAGGACCAGAGCUCUCGGAAUUGAUGGUGCCCAGGAUGAGUGAGUUGGGGGAAAAAAAAGAGAUACAGUGACUGACUAAUAUAUAAGGUUGUUGGUCCUGUUACAUUCAAGUAACAUGUGAUCAGGAUUGCCGGACCUAUGAUAUGUAGGUUUGUAACUGUUGUAACUAGUAUGACGACACGAAAGUAGUGUGUGGUGUUUCCAUUGCGAAAGCUAAAUGCUCUGAAUGACUAUUUGCGAUUAUACUAAGAAAUUUGUAGUUUGUAAACUAACAUUCUGAUUUCUGAACAUAGUGGCAAAUUUAAAUGGUGUGAGUUCACCAUAUUAUCAUUAAUCAA
Erigeron canadensis is the source of this 3237-nucleotide messenger RNA. RefSeq names its product U-box domain-containing protein 4. NCBI's taxonomy places the organism in Eukaryota, Viridiplantae, Streptophyta, Magnoliopsida, Asterales, Asteraceae. Gene Ontology annotation, molecular function: protein binding; ubiquitin-protein transferase activity. Gene Ontology annotation, cellular component: cytoplasm; nucleus. The transcript has 7 exons. Bases 476 to 2845 code for a protein of 789 amino acids. Gene Ontology annotation, biological process: protein ubiquitination. The record is from RefSeq and is a predicted model, not a curated record.